Messenger RNA from Dendrobium catenatum, 618 nucleotides. RefSeq names its product leucine aminopeptidase 2, chloroplastic. Gene Ontology annotation, biological process: proteolysis. Gene Ontology annotation, cellular component: cytoplasm. The record is from RefSeq and is a predicted model, not a curated record. Lineage: Eukaryota; Viridiplantae; Streptophyta; Magnoliopsida; Asparagales; Orchidaceae. Gene Ontology annotation, molecular function: manganese ion binding; metalloaminopeptidase activity.
GUGAAUAAUACGGAUGCUGAAGGCAGGCUUACUCUUGCAGAUGCUUUAGUCUAUGCUUGUAACCAGGGCGUUGAAAAGGUUGUUGAUCUAGCAACACUAACCGGUGCAUGUGUAGUUGCGCUUGGCCCUAGUAUUGCAGGAUACUUUACACCAAGUGAUGAACUCGCAAAGGAGAUUUGCUCGGCUUCCGAGGUUUCAGGAGAGAAAUUUUGGCGAAUGCCAUUGGAAGACAGCUAUUGGGAGUCGAUGAAGUCUAGUGUAGCUGACAUGCUGAAUACAGGAGGCCGUGCAGGUGGUGCCAUGACUGCUGCACUUUUCUUGAAACAGUUUGUGGAUGAGAAAGUGCAGUGGUUGCAUAUUGACAUGGCUGGCCCUGUUUGGAAUGAGAAGAAACGCACAUCUACAGGCUUUGGGGUCUCCACCUUGGUUGAGUGGGUUCUGCAGAAUUCUUCUCAUUAAUGCCCAAAAUAUAUUAAUAAAAAAAAACUUCAAUAUUUAUUGUUGUUAUUAUGAACCAAAAUAUUGAAGUUGCUAUGUUUUAAUUUGAUUAUUCUUCUACCAUGAAAGUAUGAAUGGAGACAUCACAGCCAGCCAAUGCAGGGGUCAGUGAUUAUUACA